CCGGGGCGGGGCCUGCGGCAGCGGGAACUCCAGGCCUGCCCCUUCCCCCACCCCUCCGUGGGUCGCCAUGGCCCCAGCUCUGCUCCUGAUCCCUGCUGCCCUUGCCUCAUUCAUCCUGGCCUUUGGCACCGGGGUGGAGUUCGUGCGCUUCACCUCUCUUCGGCCACUUCUCGGAGGGGCCCCGGAGCCUGGCGGUCCGGAUGCCCGCCAGGGAUGGCUGGCUGCCGUGCAGGACCGCAGCAUCCUUGUUCCCCUGGCUUGGGAUCUGGGUCUCCUCCUAUUAUUUGUGGGGCAGCACAGCCUCAUGGCAACUGAAAUCGUGAAGGCAUGGAUGUCUCGAUAUUUUGGGGUCCUUCAGAGGUCACUGUAUGUGGCAUGCACUGCCCUGGCCUUGCAGUUGGUGAUGCGGUACUGGGAACCUGUACCCAGAGGCCCUGUGUUGUGGGAGGCUCGGGCUGAACCAUGGGCCACCUGGGUGCCCCUCCUCUGCUUUGUGCUCCACGUCAUAUCCUGGCUUCUCAUCUUCAGCAUCCUUCUCGUCUUUGACUAUGCCGAGCUCAUGGGCCUCAAACAGGUGUACUACCAUGUGCUGGGCCUGGGUGAACCUCUGGCCCUGAAGUCUCCCCGGGCUCUGAGACUCUUCUCCCACUUGCGCCAUCCAGUGUGUGUGGAGCUGCUGAUGGUGCUGUGGGUGGUGCCCACCCUGGGCACUGACCGCCUCCUCCUUGCUCUCCUCCUUACCCUCUACCUGGGCCUGGCUCAUGGGCUUGACCAGCAAGACCUCCGCUACCUCCGGGCCCAGUUACAAAGAAAACUCCACUUGCUCUCCCGGCCCCAGGAAGGUGAGGCCGAGUGAGGAGCUAACCUGGUCCCAAGCCCUUUAACAUCUGGGCUCUGGCUGCUUCAGACCAGAGGCCCAAAUCUAUGGACUGAAGGGGCCAUCCCUUCCCCUGUUUAAGCCUCCACUCCUUGGGUCCAGCUCCAUACCCUAAAUCCUGAGUUUCAACCGCUGGACCCCAAGAUCUACUUCUCACCAAACCAGGGAAGAAGGGGGGCGAACUUCAGUGUUUCCUCACAGUUUAGGCCUUGACCCACCUCCACCCCACCUUAAGAACGUCCUUCUAAGGAAGAAGGGUGGGCCUGCCCACUUCCCUCCCACUGUUGCACCCUUCUACACCUCAGGGAUCCCCUUCUCCCCCUCAGGCCUCCCUUCCUAGGAGUAGGAUCAGGGUCUGCAGGUUUGAUGGUAAUGCCAGCCCUGCUGAGGCACCUAGCCCCUCCUUAGGCCUUGCCUCUCCUUAGGCGCUGGCCCUGGGCUCUGUCCUCUAACCUGAGAGGAUCCUCCCGCCCUUCAUGUUGGUGACUUAAGAGAUCUCUGCCCUCCCGAGGAACGUCUGCAGCGGAAAAAUAAAAUUCAGCCUGUUUUUUCUA
This is a messenger RNA of Nyctereutes procyonoides (raccoon dog), 1431 nucleotides long. It is a transcript of the gene NRM, whose product is annotated as nurim. The transcript is spliced from 4 exons. Bases 68 to 856 code for a protein of 262 amino acids. The record is from RefSeq and is a predicted model, not a curated record. NCBI's taxonomy places the organism in Eukaryota, Metazoa, Chordata, Mammalia, Carnivora, Canidae. Gene Ontology annotation, cellular component: nuclear membrane.